AUGGAAUCCCUGAAGGAGGAGAAGGGCUCAGAGCUGAUCGGAGUGGCCGAUGUGAAGACAUUUCUCCAAGACUGUCAGAGCAUAGGGGUAGUCCUGCAAGACAAGAUGGUUCAACUCGUGGGCCUCGAACCAGGAAACUCAGCUGCUGGGCUGGAGUCAGACCAGCGCAAACUGUCUGCAAUUGAGAGAGAGGUCCUAGUGAUGGAGAGGAAAAUUGAAUAUUUGAGGAGUGUUGCUAAAAUGAUUAAGGACACCAACCCUGCAGAGAGCAGGGCUAUCACAGAGCAGGUGGAAACCAUGGAGAGGCUUCUCACAAAGCUCAAAUUGGAGACCAAAAAGAAGUGGGACGAUCUGCAGCAGGCACAAAAUCAGCAGUCCUUCCUGCAAGACAGCCGCAGGCUCUUCCUGUGGGCAGAAGGCAUCAGGGAGCUGCUGAGAAGUGAAGAAAUGGGUGUGGAUGUAGCUUCUGCAGAGCAAUUGCUGAAGGAGCAUCAGGACCUGCUGAAGGAAAUCAGGUCUCAAAAGGAAAGAUUUGUGCUGCUGGAAGAACUAGGGCGCAAGGUAAUCCACGAACAAACCAGUAACAGUAGGACCACAGAGGUCUUCCAGUCCGUGGAGAGGCUUGCUGAGGAAAACAAAGAGCUGGAGAAGAUGUGGGAGCAGCGGCAGAAAAAGCUGCAGGAUGGUCUGGAGUUGCAAAAGUUCAACAGGGAGGCAGAUCGUAUCAAUGCAGCGCUCUCUAGCCAUGAGGCCUUCCUCCGGGGAGAUGACCUUGGGGACCAUGUUGAUGCUGUUCGAAGCCUGCUGAAGCGUCAUGGGGAAUUUGAACAACUGCUGAUGGUGCUGAAAAAACGAGUUGAAACACUUAAUGAGAAUGGGGUGAAACUAAUAGAGAACAGACACUUUGCAUCUCACAU
Messenger RNA from Tinamus guttatus (white-throated tinamou), 917 nucleotides. The record is from RefSeq and is a predicted model, not a curated record. NCBI's taxonomy places the organism in Eukaryota, Metazoa, Chordata, Aves, Tinamiformes, Tinamidae.